Aspergillus neoniger CBS 115656 is the source of this 1904-nucleotide messenger RNA. RefSeq lists its product as uncharacterized. NCBI's taxonomy places the organism in Eukaryota, Fungi, Ascomycota, Eurotiomycetes, Eurotiales, Aspergillaceae. The transcript has a single exon. The record is from RefSeq and is a predicted model, not a curated record. The coding region runs from base 134 to 1852 and encodes 572 amino acids.
GCAAGUCUCUCUUUAAUCUUAAUCCUAAUCCCUCCGCCUUCUCCCUUCACUCUUUCCUCUUUUGCUUCCCUCGCUUCACGACCACCGCUCCUUUUGUUGUCGUUUAGUUCCAUUCCCUCGCUCGUGUUUCAAUAUGAAGGCUUCGAUCCUAACGGCCCUCACUUUGGCCGCCUGCUCCUUCGCGAGCCCCGUCGGCCAGCUUCAUGCUCGCGACGGCGAAUGUACCUGCCAGCCUAAUGGCGGUUCAAGCUCUGGCUCUGGCUCUGGCUCUGGACCUUACCCCGGCUCUGGCUCUGGCUCUUCCCCCGGUGCUGGCUCCUAUCCUGGCUCGGGAUCGGGAUCUGGCUCAGGUCCUACUCCUGGCUCUGGCUCUGGCUCCUACCCUGGCUCUGGCUCUGGAGCUGCUCCCAGCACUGGCUCCGGUUCCUACCCUGGCUCGGGAUCCGGCUCUGCUCCUGGAUCUGGGUCUUACCCCGGCUCCGGUUCUGGUUCUUACCCCGGCUCAGGCGCUGCUCCUGGAACUGGCUCCGGCUCUGCGCCCGGCACCGGUUCUGGCUCCUAUCCCGGUUCAGGCUCAGGCUCUUACCCUGGCUCUGGCUCUGGCUCUGGCUCGGGACCUCAACCCUCCGAGGUGUCGACCUACCCUGCCUCCCAGGUUCCAACGCUGCCUGGCUACCAGCCCCAGCCUACGAUUACACUGACAACGACCGUUCCCGUCACUGCCUCCCCCGGCUCUCCGGAGUGCACUACAACUGCCCCUGCUGGUCCCGCUGGUCAGCCGACUGGCCAACCCGCUGGCCCCGGUGCUCCUACCGGCCCUGCCGGCCAAUCCCCUAGCCCUGCCGCUCCCGCUGGUCCUACCGGUCCUGCUGGACAGCCUGCUGGACCUUCUACACCUGCUGCUCAACCCUCUGGCCCCGCCGGCCCUAGUGGUCCUGCUGGUCCUUCUGGCCCCUCAGGACCGGCCAACUCUGGCUACCCUGGCAGCUCUAGCCCGUCAUCUCCUUGGGGUACUCCCAGCUCUUCGGUCCCCGCUGGAUCUCCCUCGCAGACCCCCGGCUGUGAAAACGGCCACUGCCAUGGUACCGGCCACCUCCUCCAGGAUCUGGGCGUUCAGGCUGAUCACCUUCUGACCGUUGUUGGUGAUGGCACCGAACAACUGCUUGUCCAGCUCAGCCAGCCCGUUGCGGACCUUCUUUCCAGCUUGGGUCUGACCGGCCUUGCUAAGCCUGUGGGCAAGAUCAUCAAGGACGCCGGCAGCAUUGGCGAGCUGGUUAAGGAUCUGGGUGCUCCCGUCGAGCAGCUUCUGGUCGUCACCGGCAAGGACACUGGCUACCUCUUGAUUCAACUGGACCAGGACGUUAAGGGCCUCUUCGACAGCAUUGGCCUGAACGCAUUGGGCGAGCCCGUUGGUGACCUGCUGGGUGCUGUUGGCAGCAGCCUGAAGCGUCGUCAGAACUGGGACUACAACCCUUACGCCAAAAACCCCAACGGGCUCGUUGAGAAGCUGGCACCGGUGAUUGACUGCAUCUUGGUGGUUACGGGCGAGGACGCCAAGGACCUUAUCAUCAAGCUCAGCAAGCCCGUGGCCGAGGUGUUUAAGGCACUGGGAUUGACUGGCCUUGGCGACAGCGUAGGCAAGGUCGUCUCGACGGUCGGCAAAGAUGCGGGUGACUUGGUUUCGGAUUUGGGUCAGCCCACCGAAAAGUUGCUCACUGUGGUUGGCGAUGGUGGCAGCAAGCUGGUGAUCCAGUUGGCUCCUGACGUUGCAGACUUGGUUGGGGACUUGGGACUCCCCAAGGUUGGUGAGGCAGUGGGUGAGGUCCUUGGAGCAGUGGGUAACAACGUGUAAGAAGUCUCGACUAUUCUUUCUUUUUUUUUUUUUUUUCCUUGGUCCUAUAAAC